Rhizophagus irregularis DAOM 181602=DAOM 197198 is the source of this 1637-nucleotide messenger RNA. The record is from RefSeq and is a predicted model, not a curated record. Lineage: Eukaryota; Fungi; Glomeromycota; Glomeromycetes; Glomerales; Glomeraceae.
AAUAUUUCAGAAUUUAUGCUUAAAUCCGCUUUACCCGCCUUUGUCCAACCAUUCCUUUCAGGGACCGCUCCACUGGCUGUCAUUGAACAAAAAGAAGCUUCAAGAAUUUCAUUUGUGUUUGUUGAUUGUCCAUUAUUGAACGAUCAAUCCAUUAUUCGGAUUACAGAUCAUUUUGCAGAAAAAUUCAAUGCGGGAAUUGCAAACUAUGCAUAUAAAUGGAAAUAUUGUCGUCAAAUGCUUCAGCUUCUGAGGGAUACUGGUGGGUUGCCACGCGCACUUCAACGACUCUUUAUCAUCUGCUUUGGAGCAGAUGGUAAACAGGGGAGAGAAUUUUUUAAGAAACUUGAAAAAAAAGAUAUUAAGUUUGUGGACUAUUUCAUCAAAGUCAAGGACAGUCUUGAUAAACAGUAUGGCAUAAAAGACUAUGUUGAAAACAACAGAAAUGUUGCUAUGAAGCUCAUAUAUUUUUGCAUUGAAGGUAUUGCCAUUGACACUAAUAAAUGUUUGGAUGAUAAUAAUCCAGCUCUUACAAUCAGAAGCCUAGAACGUGAUAAACAUAUUAUUCUCUCCUCUGUUGAACAAUCUGAUGGAUGCAAUUUGUUCCUUAUUAAUAUGCCCUUUUAUUUUAUCUGUUUAUAUAAUGACGUUCUGUGUAUUGUUAAACCUACACUUGUUCACUUGUUCUAUGAUGAACGCAUGUAUUGGAAAGAAUGGGAGGUGUUUGUGGCAUACCAUGAAGCAUUUCAUACUAAUCUGGCGAUAAAAAUGGGAAAGACUACAAUGACAUUACGAGAAUUAUAUCCUAAUGCUGAUAAGUUGGAUGUUAACUUUGAUGUGAGCGUAGAAUUGAAACCUCUUCGUGUAUGUAAAGCAAAUGAACAAUUUCCACACACUAAUCCAUUAACAGAAAAACAUGAUGGUAAAAUAAUAGACUGGCAGAGUGGUAAUGUAGUAGUUAUCAAUGGUAGUAGUGCUCCGUUUGCUGACGUAUUUCUUGUCAGAAAACUUGUGCAUAUUGAAUUUAAAAAAUUCCUAAUGUUGAACCAGUGCAAAUGGGAUUACGUUUCAAAAAAGAUGCCCGAAAGUAAAGUUGAAGAAGAAGAUGAGAAAAAUCUAAAGAGUUUUUAUACUGCUGUUGAUGAUGAUGAUGAUAAUUAUAUUCUUAUUACAAUUAUUUUUACUUCGCAACCAUAUAAGAAGGAAAAGCAUGAAUCAGGUAUUUUGGUAAUUUCAAAAGAGGAUUUUAAAAAACACUUUGGACCUGUUUUUUCCUCUUGGGCAUCAUUUGCCAUUACCAGAGAUGCAAAUCCCAACUUUUGGAAAAAAAAUAGGUUGAAAAAUGUUCUUAACGGUAUUGGCGAUGCCUUGAUUGAUAAUGUAAUCAAAAAGUGGCCAUAUUAUAGCGAUGAAGAUUAUUAUAUCAAAAAUCCAGGAGCUAAAAAAAUGCCAAAAAUGGAUUAUUUCCCAUUUGACGUGUCAGAAAUUUUAGAUAUCGAAAACCGAUGAUUGAUGUGAACCAACAACUCUAACAAAUGAGAUGAUGCAAUGACAAACACACACGCGGGUUACCAAAGGGUUCAUACUAAUAGUAAUCAUGUACACCUUGUAUAUUAAACUAUUAAAAAAUAAGAUUUUUU